Messenger RNA from Panicum virgatum (switchgrass), 3528 nucleotides. RefSeq lists its product as uncharacterized. The record is from RefSeq and is a predicted model, not a curated record. The transcript has 3 exons. The coding region runs from base 2804 to 3304 and encodes 166 amino acids. Lineage: Eukaryota; Viridiplantae; Streptophyta; Magnoliopsida; Poales; Poaceae.
GUGCGGCGGCGGGCGGGUGGGAUCGGCGCAGCUCGGCGCUGCGGCAGCCGCCAGGAACCGGAGCGGCGGCAGGUAGCCGACGCGGGAGGCAAGCGUGAGCGGUGGGUGACGAGCGCCUCGACCCGGCGACGAUGGAACAACUUGGGUAAAUUUCUUCAACUUCAUCCUUUCUGCAGUAGACAAAUCGGGUUGUUUGAUUAGGUCUUUAGGAUGAACAUUUUUUUCUCGAAUACGUAGGAGAGCUACAUAUCAUUGUAUCGACAGAAGAAGAAAAGAGUCAUACAUAGACCCGAAACACCCCACACACACACCCUGAAAAACAAUAGGAACUAAUCACCCUUUAUAUUGGAAGGAGCAACCACUCUUAGAAGCUAGCCAACUAACCUAUGCCCUGAGUAGAGAGCAGGGUAAGGCCCCUAGCACCUGCUAAGCACCACAGCUGUGCUUCAUCCAUGGCCAAAGCAAGAGCUGUGCUUUAUCUUUAGGAUGAACUAGCUUAUAGAACAUGCUCUGGUUUGUAGGACAAAUGACAACCACAUAAAACUUGUUGUUAUGGUUCGGGCACAUUGGAGCUUGCCGGAUGGGAGUCCAAAGACAUAGAAAGAGGGAAACCUUGACUAUAACUGUUGACAGCCAUGACUAUAGCUUGCUAAAGUUGGUAGAUUUCAUUGGUGAAAGCUUUGUAUGGGGUUCAAAGCAAUACAUUUCUUUGUGGCGGACAAUGGGGGAUGAUUCUAUUGGGAUUACAUCUGAUGAACAGCUGUCCGAGUGGUUUGAGCUCAACAAACAAAGACAAGGGGGAAGUUCAUAUUGUUGGUCAAAUCAAUGACUUUGAAGGACCAUUGCAGUUCUCACCGACCAAGCAUAGGCUUCACUCUUCUAUUCGGAACUUUCCGAGUACUGCACCUAUUGAUUUGGAUCCUUUCAUAGAUCCAACACAGCCUACUCAGUGUACAAAUGAGCUUGCCACGGUGCACAAGAAGGUGCAUAGGAAAGUCACAGAUGAUGUACUGAGUGAUAGCAGCUAUGACUCUGAAUUGGCUGCAUCUUCUAACUCUGAAUUAGAUGCAUUUUUUGACUCUGACUCUGACCUGAGUAUGAGCCUGAUCUUGAGUUAGUUCAUGAAGAUGACAAUGAUGAUAUUCCUGAUUGUUCUUAUGAUGUUGAUGCUCCAUGUAUUGAUAUUGGUUGUGUGUUUCAUGACGUGAAUCAAUGCAAAUCGGCAUUAACCCAACAUGCAAUCUUGAAUGAUUAUGAUUUCCGUAUUGUGAAGAAAGAUAACAAGCGAUAUCGAACCAAUUUUAUGAGAGCUGAUCAAGUCUGCGAGUGGACCUUUCUUUUGUUGGGAUAGUUUUUUCCAUAAAUUGUGAUAUUUUGUUACACUAUCAUCUUAAUUAGAUGCUUAUUUCCCUUGCAGGUUAAGAUGGACGGUCCCAAGCACACAUGCAGUUCAGUGAAUCAGUAUGGUGACACAAUGGCAUCAAAUAAUUGGGUCGCUGAAAGGGUGGUUGAAUUCUUGAAAGAGGACUCAAUCGUGGGACCUACGGAGUUACAACGUAAGCUGAAGGACAAGUACGCACUAGAAGUUCCUUACAACAAGGUUUUGAGGGGUAAGGAAAAGGCUCCAGAAAUGAUAUUUGGUAAAUGGGAUGACAGUUAUGACUUGCUGCCCACAUAUAGAGCUGAGCUACUCAAAUCAGCUCCAGGAAGCAUUGUUGAGCUGGAUACUGAAAAUCAUCAAGGGGAUGUCUGUUUUAGGAGAUUCAUUGUGGCCCUCAAACCAUGCAUUGAUGGUUUUCUGCAAGGAUGCAGGCCCUACAUUGCUAUAGAUGCUACGCGAAGGUCAAGGGGUCAGUUGGCAACAGCUGGUUCUGUAGAUAGAAAUAAUUGCCUUUUUCCUGUUGCCUAUGGUGUAAUUGAAACUGAGUCCACAAAGAGCUAGACAUGGUUCAUCUAGAACUUGAAGGCUGCUAUUUUUUUCUCCAACACGCAGAAAAGUUGUGUAUCAUUGUAUUGAUAGAAGAUACAUAGACCCCCCCAACACACACACACACCCUUGCUCCUUUGCCACUAAUCACCUGUUAAAGACAGACUUGAAGGCUGCUAUUGGUGCACCAACAGGUUUGGCUAUCAGCACAGAUGCAUGCAAAGGACUAGGUGAGACUGUGAAGGAUGUGUAUCCUGGUGUCAAACAUAGAGAAUGUAUGAGGUAUUUAUGGAAAAAUUUCAAGAAGCAUUACUCUGGUGAUUUGUUCAAUUAUAACAUGUGGCCGGCUGCCAAGGCUUGCACUAUUGAGAAGUUCAAUUGGCACAUGGGGCAAAUACAGGAAAGGUUCCUUGAAGCAAUUGCUUACUUGGAUGAGAAUCAUCCAUACUUGUGGAGUAGAAGCAAAUUCUCUGAGCAAUGCAAGGUAGACUAUAUCAAUAAUAACCUCUCUGAGUUUUUCAACAACUGGAUACGAAAAUGUAAAGACUUGCAGAUUGUAGAGAUGCAUGAUAUUAUAAGGCAGAUGAUCAUAACCAAAUUUGAUGAUAGGAGGAAAAUUGCUAUAUCAAUGGAGGGCAGCAUAAUCCCUAAUAUAACAAAGGCUCUAACUUCUCAAAGCAAAGAUAUCAAGGACCAUGUGGUUUUAAGAUGUGGCAAUAAAACAGCUGAAGUUACUGCACCUACAUCAUCAGGAUCAUCUUACAAGUAUGUAGUUAAUUGAAGCUCAAGACAUGCAGUUGUAGGUUGUGGCAAGUGAGUGGAAAGCCAUGUAAACAUUCUUUAGCAUUCAUAGCAAAGCUUAGUAGAGAGGUGCAAAUGGAUGACUUCGUCCAUGAUUCUUUCUCUGUUGAGAAGCUGAGAAAGACAUAUUCAGGUGUGUUUAAUCCGAUGACAUCAAAGUAUUUCUGGCCACGUGUUGAUCUUGGAUACAAAAUAAAGAAGCAUAAGUUGAGAAGAAAGCCUGGCGGGCCAAGGAAAACUAGGAUUAAGGCAUCAGAUGAAUCUGGUGCUAGGAAAAGAAAGAGGUGCUCAGAAUGCCAUCAACUUGGCCAUACAACAAAGAAGUGCCAAGGGGGCCUGACUGCUAAGAAGAAAAAGAUGUUUGCAUCUCAUGAGAAUGCAUCUGAGGUGGAGAGCAAUGACUCUCCUACAUCUUCCACAAGGGGAAGGGGUACAAGUAGCCGAUCAUUAACUACUGGGUCAUCCAAUGAUGAUGCAAGUAAUAUUGGAGGAGGAUCACAAACUGGGAGAGGUGGAGGUACAAGUUCAUCACGUACUGAAACAGCCAAUGAUGGUGCCACUCAUGAUAGAGGAUGAAGACCACCAACUGGGAGGGGGAGGAGUACAGGCAGAGGAAGAGGUGCUUCAAGGCUUGCUGCUUUGCUCAAUGUAUAGAAAUGACCACUGUUUGGAAUAUGUAAUAACUAGUGAGUGAUUUGUUGUGAAUGUAUGACCUAGACAUAAUCUUAGCAUGUGGUACCUUUAUUUUGGUGUGCUUAAUUGUGAUCGAGAUAUGAGAAACUUAAUGCGGUUACUGUCAA